CUCUGCUCGUUGAUUGCGCCAGCGUCAGGCCACGCCCAUAUUCCAGAAGUUUCUCAGCUUCUCCGCCAAGCAAUCGUCAAAACUAGCUAAAGUAAAUCUGGAGGGAUGUUUACAGCUGGCAGUUCAUUUCGAGGUUCCAGAGGAGCCUGUUCUGCCCAAAAUCUCAUGAAGAACUUGCCUGUGAGGGAACAUUUGUCCUCCUCACCGUUGCCAACCUCCAAUGCAUAUGCUUCAAAGACAAUGGUGUCACCUAAAGAACUGAUCGACAGAUACAAGCAAGGUGAAGUUCACGCUGUGUCUUUGCUCCAUCUGCUGGCCCAAGCUUUUCAGUUCCACAUGGAGAUGAAGGAGACGGUGACCUCAGAACACCUACCAGGCCUCUACUUUGCCUUCUGUGUGGUGAUUGAUGGAUUUGAAUACAAGACUGGCAUAGGAAAAACCAAAAAGGAUGCUAAACUGAGUGCAGCAGCACUUGCCUUGGAGGACCUGCUGCCCACUUUGAGCCAUGGGAAGUAUGUCCUCCCUGAGGAUUCAGAUGUCCCUCCACCCCUUCCAGUUAAAGAGGAGCCCUCCAUCUCUGACGUUUACCCUUCUAGACCCAAUCCUGAAAGCAGGAACUGCGUCAACCUCCAGAUUCCCCUCGCUGUUCGAGAUCAGCUCUCCAAACUGAUGAACAGUCACCUGGAGUUCUCGGCCUGCGCAGGCACCACAGCGGCGUUCAUCCUUCAGACGUCCAGCGGAUGUGAGGUGGUCGCUCUUGGCACCGGGGACUUCAACAUCAAAGAGAGCGCUUCACUGAGUGGACGCCUUGUGCAUGAUUCACAUGCAGUUGUCACUGCGAGGAGGUCUCUAAUGAGGUUUCUGUACCGGCACCUGCUGAUGUUCUUCAGCAAAACAGCCAAUUUGACGGAGAAGUCGGUCUUCCAGCAGAGCAGCAGGAGCAGCAGCAGCAGCAGCCACCUCCUCAGCCUGAAGAGUGGCAUCACCCUUCACCUCUAUGUCAAUCAACUGCCAAAGGGAGCUGCUCAAAUUCCCUCCCAGCUGCGGCUGAACCCUCUCUCCAUGUCGGCACUGCAAGUUAUUAAUGAAAUCAGCCUGCACUUGUCAGUGGAGGGCAAGGUGUUCUCCGUUUUCUCAUCAACAUUUGAUCAGUCCACCUCCAAAGUGAUCAGCAUGUCUGCCAUAGACAAGGUCACUCAGUGGCAGGUGCUGGGAUACCAGGGAGCCCUGCUCAGCCACUUCAUUGAGCCCGUCUAUAUCCAAAGCAUCCUCAUAGGCGAUUCUUGCUGCAGUGACAUCCGUGGAAUGAAGAUGUCGGUGAGCCAGCGUGUGGAAGGCAUCACCUCUCAGCUGCCCAUGUACUACUGCAUGAUGAGGCCCCACAUUAGCCUUGUGGCGUCUGUGGCUGCCGACACUGCCAACAGUGGCGAUUUAACCUACGGUAUCAACUGGAGUGAAGGAGACGGCUCACUGGAGGUAGUGGAUGGUCUGCUGGGCAAGACCAUAGAGGAGUCACCCUUUAAGAGCGGCUCUUCUCUGGCGAGUCGUCUGUGCAAAGCAGCGAUGCUACACCGCUUCAAGCUAGUGGCCAAAGAAGCCCAGAGGCAGGAUCUGCUGGCCACAAGCUCUUACAGAGAAGCCAAGAGGAUGGCAAAGUCGUACCAGGAGGCAAAGAACGUGCUGAGGGCGUACCUGUCGCAGCAGGGCUUUGGUUCCUGGCUGGUCAAGCUUUCGGUCAUUGAUAAUUUCAGCAUGUGAGUAAAGUCACAUUUACAUUUAGAAGAGAAAAAAAAUAUGUUCCAACUUUAAAAUGUUAAGUUUGCAAGAAGACACUUGUUGUGCUUUUUCAAGGGAUUAAACUCAAUUCCUGUCCAUUUUGAUACAGAGCAGUUCUGGUUUCCAAAAGAGGAAUAAAAAUACAGUAGUUAUACGUUUGUGUAUAAUAAGACAAAUUAUGUUGGAGCUCUGAACUGGCCUUUAUCAGGUUAAAAGUUAUGCUUAGUUGAAGUAUUCAUUUUCAUUUUUCUGUAUUUGGUGCAUUAGUUAUGUUCAAUGUUGUUACUGUUUAUAAUAGUCAUCUUAUAAUAUUAUGUUUAAUGAAAAUGACUAUGACUAACCUACUUUUGAGCAGUGCCCUUGAAUAUGAUAUGAUAAGUAGCUUAUGUUUACAUUUGUUUUCAUCCAAUUCAUGUGUUAGAUUUAAUACGUGAUGCUGCUGUGAUAAAUUUGUGAGGCACUGUGCGAGCAUUUAAAUAAUGAUAAAUAAAUAAAUCAUUCCAAGCUCAAAA
Messenger RNA from Solea solea (common sole), 2288 nucleotides. RefSeq names its product adenosine deaminase domain containing 1 (testis-specific) (gene adad1). Gene Ontology annotation, molecular function: tRNA-specific adenosine deaminase activity; double-stranded RNA adenosine deaminase activity; double-stranded RNA binding. Gene Ontology annotation, biological process: adenosine to inosine editing; RNA processing. The record is from RefSeq and is a predicted model, not a curated record. The transcript has 13 exons. Bases 106 to 1758 code for a protein of 550 amino acids. Lineage: Eukaryota; Metazoa; Chordata; Actinopteri; Pleuronectiformes; Soleidae. Gene Ontology annotation, cellular component: cytoplasm; nucleolus.